AUGGAGAGAAAUGAUAUAAGGGAAAGGCCUAUAGCUAUUGCAAUCGACAGAGAUAAAACAAGUUGUCACGCUCUUAAAUGGGCUGUGGAAAAUUAUGUACCUCGAGGCGGAACGAUUAGACUCGUUCAUGUCAUCCAAAGGUCUACACUGAAUGCAAAUGGUCCUUCUUCUACAGAUGAUGAAUCGUCUGAAAGACAAAACAGUGAUAAACGUAGCACUCAGUUUCUUCCGAUGCGCUGUCUUUGUAUGCGAAGAAAUAUACAAAGCGAAGUAGUUUUGCUUGAAGAUCAGGAUGUGGCGAAAGCAUUGAUCGAAUAUAUAAGCCAGAAUUGUAUUUCUACAUUCUUGCUAGGGGCCUCAUUGAAGAAGAGCAUUACCAGGUUAUUCAAGGUUGGUGACAUUUCAAGUAAUGUGAUGAGAUGGGCACCAGACUUCUGCACUGUCUUAGUCAUAGCAAAGGGAAGACUAUCAACUGUACGGUCAGCGACUCGCCCUUUACCUCAAGCUUUGCCAUCUCCUUCAGGGACUGGACCAUUGUCACCAAUCAGCAACACCACCACUGAUGAGGCCCCCUCUGAGAUGUCAUUGUCAAGGGAAGACGACGUUUUCUUUGAGGAGUUUUCAUCUCUUGACCCGGAUACUCCUGUGAACGUUAGUGGCAGGAUCAGUACAGAGAGUUCUGGUCUCUCCUUCUAUGAGAAACUUGGGGCUCCACACAUGUUAGAGGCUCCUAGAUUCUCUGGUCUAGAUGAUGAAAAAGCCAAAUUUUCGAUCUAUCUUAAUAGUCCUUCUGAUGAAAAGAAUAGUACAUUAGCUUCCCCAAUAUUACCAAUAGAUGACGCCGAGGCUGAGAAGAAAAGGCUAAAGAAAGAGCUGAAGGAGACGAUGAACAUGUAUCAUGCCGCCUGCAAAGAAGCUCUUAUGGCAAAAGAGAAAGCAGCAGAGCUUGAGAUAUGGAAAAAGAAAGCAGAGCAAAGACUUAAAAUAGCUGAAAAAACAGCAAAACUGGCGAUCAUGGAGAUGGAGAAGACGGAACAGGAAGUACAAAGACGAGUUGAGGCAGAGAUAAAGACGGUGAGAGAGUUAGGGAACGGUGACAAGAAAAUGGUUUUGGAUGAUGCUCUUGCAGAGUCUCAUCUCGUGGUCAAGUAUGAGAGCUUGUUCCAUAUCUUAGUUGUUAUUUUCUUGUUCUAUGUUUACUUCGCUGUCAAAUAA
Molecule: messenger RNA, 1215 nt
Organism: Arabis nemorensis
Lineage: Eukaryota; Viridiplantae; Streptophyta; Magnoliopsida; Brassicales; Brassicaceae
Source: the annotation of a GenBank genome assembly